AUGAUGCCGACAGGCUUACCAUCAUCUUUCUCUCCCAAGCGCAAACGAGAGGCCUCUGAAUCGGACUGCUGUAGCCGCUCAGCGUCACCCAUAUCGAUAGCCUCUAACGACAGUUUUAAGGAGGUUCCACUUCGGGACGAGGACGAGCUGGAAAGCUACAGUCCUCGAACUGUAGUGGCUGGAAAAUUCGGAGAGUUAGCCAUUCGUGGCGACCUUAUUUCGGACUCUAGAGCCUUGACCGGCGACCUACAGCACGGAUCUUUGGCUUUACCGACACAGAAAGCAUGCGAGCCUGACAGCCACCAGCUCAAGAACAUGCCUGAAGUCCUACCGGCCACUAGUAGCAAACCCAGUGGCCGCCAAGCGCUGCAAUUCGAGCCGCCCACCACACAGGAUCCGACUUCCAUGCCCAUUUCCCCCUCAAAGAAGAAGUCUGCAACUUUUCUUCGCAAGAAUUUGGAUCCCUCAUCGCCAUCUAAACGCAAGCAAAGAUUGUCCCCUCCUCUCGCGGAUACUCCAUCUGAAGAAGACCCGCUUGUUUGGCACGAUUCGGAAAUAACAGGCCACAACCCAUCCGACCCAACGGAUGAUGGAUAUGGAAUCAACGGCAUAGGCUUCAAACCCACUGCUUCAAUUGCGUGGGAAAGGUCACAAAAGCGACAAAAGCAGGUAGCAGAAUGGAAGAAUCGCGAAGCUAGGGAGGCUCGUGAAAGACGGCGUGAACGGAGGAGGGAUGGUAUUGAGCUAGACAACUUGCGCGGCAUCAACGAAGGUGCAAUUCAGAAGCGAGUGAAAUUCAAUUUCUAG
Molecule: messenger RNA, 807 nt
Organism: Penicillium digitatum Pd1
Lineage: Eukaryota; Fungi; Ascomycota; Eurotiomycetes; Eurotiales; Aspergillaceae
Source: RefSeq, a predicted model, not a curated record